Messenger RNA from Glycine soja, 1529 nucleotides. Its product is annotated as NAC domain-containing protein 2-like. Gene Ontology annotation, molecular function: DNA binding. The record is from RefSeq and is a predicted model, not a curated record. NCBI's taxonomy places the organism in Eukaryota, Viridiplantae, Streptophyta, Magnoliopsida, Fabales, Fabaceae. The transcript has 3 exons. Gene Ontology annotation, biological process: regulation of DNA-templated transcription. Bases 160 to 1047 code for a protein of 295 amino acids.
CUCUCAUACGUUUCAAGUCGCAGAGCAAAGCAAAGCAGAGCCAACAACAAGAAGAACAAAACCAACAUCAACAACCACAAGAAGAAGAAGCUUGCAAAUUAGAAGAAUCUUCAGUUGAAAGGGAAGAACACACAAGAACAAAGAGAGGAAGAAACGCGAAUGAAGGGAGAAUUAGAGUUGCCACCAGGGUUCAGAUUUCACCCCACUGAUGAAGAAUUGGUGAAUCACUACUUGUGUAGGAAGUGCGCGGGUCAACCAAUCGCGGUUCCCAUCAUCAAAGAGGUCGAUUUGUACAAGUUUGAUCCAUGGCAGCUUCCAGAAAUUGGCUACUACGGCGAGAAAGAAUGGUACUUCUUUUCUCCUCGGGAUCGGAAAUACCCGAACGGUUCACGGCCGAACCGUGCCGCCGGAAGCGGCUAUUGGAAAGCCACCGGCGCCGAUAAGGCGAUCGGAAAACCGAAAGCGCUAGGGAUCAAGAAAGCUCUGGUUUUUUACGCCGGAAAAGCCCCCAAAGGAGUGAAAACCAAUUGGAUCAUGCACGAAUAUCGCCUCGCCAAUGUUGACCGAUCUGCCUCCAAGAAAAACAACAACAACUUGAGGCUUGAUGAUUGGGUGUUGUGUCGAAUCUACAACAAGAAAGGGAAGAUUGAGAAAUACAACACGACCGCACCGAAGAUGAAUCUUGAAAUGAUUCAUAGUUUUGAGCACGAGAACGAGACGAAGCCUGAGAUUCAUAAGCUUGGAAAUGAGCAAUUGUUGUACACGGAGACUUCAGAUUCGGUGCCAAGGUUGCACACGGACUCGAGCAGCUCGGAGCACGUGGUUUCGCCCGAUGUGAGGUGCGAGAGGGAAGUGCAGAGCGACCCCAAGUGGAAUAACGAUGAUUAUGAUCUGGGCCUACAGCUAGAAAACGCGUUUGAUUUUCAGUUUAAUUACUUGGACGAUAAUAACCUUUCCGUCGACGAUGACCCCUUUGGCACUGUUCAGUACCAAAUGGGUCAGCUCUCGCCCUUGCAGGACAUGUUCAUGUACCUACAGAAGAUGUGAAAACGAUACGUUUUUUUUGGACAAGAUGAUGGGACCCGCAAAUAUCUUUAUUAUUUUUUUGUAGUAAAAGUCAGCAUUUGUGUGCAAUUGCAUUGCACCUAACAUUUUGUGGACUAGGCCAAGCUUAGUAAACUAUUCUUAUUCUUUGUUCUAGAGAGAUCAGGGAAUGUGGAAUUCGGUUGAAAUGAGCUAGUAUUUGGAUUGGAUCUUGGUGUAAAGAGAACAAAAAAAAAAAAGGAGAAAAGGAGUUAGGUGUUGCAGUAAGUAAAAAGUAAGCCGAAUGAUGGAUGAUAGGAUAUUGGAGGGUUAAUGAGUAGGUGUAAGGAAAAUUCUUGUUCCAUUGCUAUUCCAGUAUGAUUUUUUCAUAUAUUUUGUAAUAUACCAACUUCUGCUUUUCAAUUCAAAGGAAACAAUUGAAUGAAAAAUCUUCCAUUCAAAGGAUGGAAAUGAUGGUGCAGCCUAGCCUGGCCUCGAGUGUUGUA